Messenger RNA from Opisthorchis viverrini, 589 nucleotides. RefSeq lists its product as hypothetical. The record is from RefSeq and is a predicted model, not a curated record. Lineage: Eukaryota; Metazoa; Platyhelminthes; Trematoda; Opisthorchiida; Opisthorchiidae. The transcript has 3 exons. Bases 1 to 516 code for a protein of 171 amino acids.
AUGGAGCAGAGCAUGACGAACCAUAAUUGCCGUGCCAGAGUGCUCGGUGUUGGCAAUAGUGCAGAAAAUCUCAUGCGGUGCUUACGGUCUGUCUAUUUGUGCAUGUUUUGCACAAUUGGGAUAGUAUGCACUUCGUUUUCUGUUUCCAAAAGCCCUUAUUCGACUGAAGGCGCAACCCAGUGGCUUUCGGUGAGCAUGUUGGUUACAGCCAUCAUCGCACUCAUGAGCUUUGUGGCCACGUUGUUGUUUGCUUUGGGCACACUGUUGUUUCCGCUUGUGAAUCGGACAUAUGGGGUGGUCGUGAUUAUAUUCGGCUGCUUGAUAGUUUUUUUCGCCAGUGUCUCUUACGGUCUGCUGCUGGGAUACAACCAUCAUCACGUUACUGGCAGUUCAGGGAAAAGCGUAGCCAGUCCAACUGUGGGAGAAUGGACAUUUGCCAGUGCAGCGCUUGGAACGGGCCUACUCACAAUCGGCCUCGUGACACUCAGUUCAGACGACAAUAUGUUGGAUAUAUAAAGGAAAGGAACAAGCACAAUACAGAUCCCUAAAAUGUGUCCAUACAUGUUCAUACGAACAACCCCUUCGUUGU